Messenger RNA from Betta splendens (Siamese fighting fish), 714 nucleotides. Its product is annotated as histone H2B 1/2-like. The record is from RefSeq and is a predicted model, not a curated record. Gene Ontology annotation, cellular component: nucleosome. The coding region runs from base 29 to 403 and encodes 124 amino acids. The transcript has a single exon. Lineage: Eukaryota; Metazoa; Chordata; Actinopteri; Anabantiformes; Osphronemidae. Gene Ontology annotation, molecular function: DNA binding; structural constituent of chromatin; protein heterodimerization activity.
UUAAUUUAUUUCCAAAACGUCUGCAAAGAUGCCUGAUCCAGCCAAGACUGCCCCCAAGAAGGGCUCCAAGAAAGCUGUAACCAAGACCGCCGCUAAGGGCGGCAAGAAGAAGAGGAAGACGCGCAAGGAGAGCUACGCCAUCUACGUGUACAAGGUCCUGAAGCAGGUCCACCCUGACACCGGCAUUUCCUCCAAGGCAAUGAGCAUCAUGAACUCGUUCGUCAGCGACAUCUUCGAGCGCAUCGCCGGCGAAGCCUCCCGCCUGGCGCACUACAACAAGCGUUCCACCAUCACCUCCAGGGAGAUUCAGACCGCCGUCAGGCUGCUGCUUCCCGGGGAGCUGGCCAAGCACGCGGUCUCUGAGGGCACUAAGGCGGUGACCAAGUACACCAGCUCCAAGUAGAUGCUGCUACGACCACCACAAAAACAAAGGCUCUUUUAAGAGCCACACACUCUGAUCUGAAGCAUUUUAGACCUGAUGACAGCUGAGGCAUACUGAUUAGAUCUGAAACCCAAUCCACAACCGCCACAUGCUUUCACUACAUUGAUGGGUCUGAAUUCAUGCUGAGCUGUUGGUAACCAAGAACAAAACCCUGCAUAAUCUGAUUAGCUUUUUCUUUUUUGAUUUCUAAUACUUGUUUCUGGUAGUGAUGUGAGAAGCUUCCUGAGGCACUGAACCGUUUGAGCCAUCCAUGGGAAGGCUCCGUCUACUGG